ACCAAUACGAGUCGAGAUCGUUCUGAUGAAUUGAGAAGGAAGAUUACGAACAGAGCGAUUGGUUGUGCAAGUAAUUGUUGAGCUUCUCUGUGCAUUGAUGUAACGGAGAAAACUUGAAUGGACGAAGUUAUUAUGACACAAAUUAGACGGAGAGAAAAAUACAUAAGACAUGGACCCAUGGCAGCUCUCCAGUAAUGGUUUAUUGCUCGCUUGAACAUGAACGGGAGCGACGCGUGAGUUUUCGACUUGCGAAUGAAUAGAGGGAACUGUGGAGCAUAAGAAACACGGUCACGAGUCGGAGGCGCGAGCAGCGAUUUGGAUUUCGGCGUACUGGAUUUCGGGUCACCACGCAGAGGAUUUGAAAAUUGCUGUGCCAUAGCGCAAUACCUGGACUGCGGGUGGAUCGUGAGAGCGGACUUUUCUUGGCGCUGAGCGCGUUGUGAGGAUCGUGCGAGAUCAACUGUCUCUACAUUUCGUCGCACAGAUUGCGUUUCUUGUAAGACAGCCGCGGAAUGGCUUCAGAAAUCAACAAGGAGGCUUUUGUAGAACUACAGGGCCGGCUGGUGGAAACGACCACUAAGCUGAAACAGGUGCAGAUGCAAGUCAGGAAUAAGGAAGUUGAGAAGAAACGCGCCUUCUUGACUUUGGAAGAGUUGAAUUCUCUCGCGGAAAAUACGAACACAUACAAAUCAGUUGGCAAAGCGUUUUUUCUCACGCCAAUGGUAACUUUGGUGACGGAGCAGAAGGCCAAAACAGAAGAAUGUGAUACCACACUGGCUACCUUACAGGGUUCAAAAGAAUAUCUGGAGCGACAGAUGAAGGAGGUCGAGAGCAGUUUCAGGGAGUUGCUUCAGCAGUCACCAGCUCUUGCACGACAAGUCAUGGCAAUGUCUGUUUCAUAGACACCUGGCACCACAAAUACAUUUAUGCCGUUUUGGCCGUUUGGAAAUUGCCAUGAGCUUGAGCUUCGGCAGAAUCAAUUUUCAACCGAAAUCUCCGGAAUCUGAUAGCUUCAGUAGAAGGAUAACUCCAGGGUUACACGAUCCCAAAUUUACCGACUCACACACUGCUGAUUACCAUGCAUACUUGAUGAGGGAGCGGUCGUUUGUGUAUCGUUUUUGGCCAGCUUUUCAGUAGGAUGAGUACUAGGCAGUGUUGUGAAGGUCUAGAACAACGGAUGAGUAUGUUGCAUUUAUGUGACAUUCGUGUCACAGAAGAGAGUCGGCCUUGACUGUACCGUAUCCUUCGAGACGGAAUUCCAGAUAGGUUUACAUGUUUACAUAUUUUAGAGGCAUCAAGGCAAAUGCAGUUGUAUGACAAACCGAUUCCGUUUCUUGAGAGGAUCAUUUUUAUGUUGUAAUUCAGUUUCUCGAAAAGAAGUAAAAUUUUUGGCUACCGGGUUCAAAAUUCACCAUCAUUUUAUUAUUGCUUCUCCGGCCAGCCUUACAGUUCACUUUAUCCUAGAAAUAAUGGUCUAAAGUAAACCCUAUGGGCCUUGCACAAGGAUUGGGGUCCUGGGGUGUCACCAGUGAGCGACAACAUCUAGAGUAGUGCAAGUACAGUAUAUUCAGGCUUGUGACUGAGGCUGAUCCGUCGGAAACGGAUGGACAAUGGAGGAAUCCUAAAUACAACAGAUGCUAGGGAAUACGCGUUCACGCAGUGAAAUCACGUUCUUCUCGCCAUAACGAAUGCUUCCGUUGUUGUCACGCGUCUCUGAACAUUACAUAGCCAUUGGGGCUCACUACCGCCCCUUUCUCAGACUAUGUUUGACCUCUUUCAUUACUCGAGACUACAACGCCGUAAGGCACAGUUGAAAAUAUACCAGCAGCGUCUUCCGCAAAUUUUCGUAAAUUUGCACACAACGUUCAGACUGCGAAGUGCAGCUGAGCGGAUAGAUCGCUCCUCAUGGGUUCAGUUAGGUAAACCUCUCUGCACCUCCUCCACUAUUUCUAAACAUCGAUAAAGUACUGACUGUAGACAAUCGAUUGCCAACAUCAUGUCUGCACUUGAGUCUGUUUCGGAAUCCACUCUCUCCAACACACUUCUGACGCUUAAAGCCUGUUCCCUGAUCGGCAAAAGCCAAUAUGUCCGGCCCUUCACAAGUUCAUCAUGACCGAGCACUUGUGUAUAAUUGGUAUUUC
Messenger RNA from Marchantia polymorpha subsp. ruderalis, 2141 nucleotides. The record is from the annotation of a GenBank genome assembly. NCBI's taxonomy places the organism in Eukaryota, Viridiplantae, Streptophyta, Marchantiopsida, Marchantiales, Marchantiaceae.